UCCAUGUUUCACAUGUUGAGAGGGAGGAUGAACAAUUUGAACACCAUGAGGUGAUCAAGUCCAAGGGUUUAGCAUUUGCUGAAUUAAAAUGGAAAGUAGGUGAACUUCCUCAUUUGACCUAUUAAACAACCAAGAAAAGCCCCAAAUUAGGCCCUCUAAAGUAAUCUCAUCCACUUUUCUGCUUUCAGAUUUUUGGAAUGGCACUUUCAAAGAAGAAAAAGAGAUGACCAUUACAAUUAAAGAAAGCCAAGCCAGUGAGUGCAAUACCAGAUGUAUUCAAGAUGAACGUACCAAACCCAAAUCCAAAUACCCUGAAACUGAGAUUUUGAGGGAGGGUAUCAAAACCAAAAACCCUUUAGUGAUUGCAAUAAUGAGAGGUGUAGUAACAAGAAGGAUCCGUUUUUAUCCCAUUUUGCUCUUAUUCUCUCUCUUUUCUUUUCAUUUCUCAAGGUUUGCCUUCUCUGCAGACACCUUAUUUGCAACCCAAUCUCUCACAAUUAACCAAACUCUUCUCUCUUCAAGCCAGGUUUUUGAGCUUGGAUUCUUCUCUCCGGGCAAUUCCAAGAAAUGGUAUCUGGGGAUAUGGUACAAGGACAUUCCUGCUAGAACUUAUGUCUGGGUUGCUAAUAGAGAUAACCCACUUACCAACUCCUCAGCUGUACUCAAGAUCUCCAAUCAAACCAUUGUUCUUCUUGAUAAAAAAGAUAAGCUCAUAUGGUCUUCAAAUCAAACCCAGGCUAGUAAUCCAGUUAUGCAGUUGUUAGACACAGGAAAUCUUGUUUUACGAGAAGCAAAUGCGAGUGAUCAGUUUCUGUGGCAGAGUUUUGAUUAUCCUACAGAUACUUUGUUGCCAGAUAUGAAGUUGGGUUGGGAUCUAAGUAAAGGUCUAGACAGGUAUAUCAGUUCUUGGAAGAGCAUAGAUGAUCCUGCAACAGGUGAUUUUUCUUUUAAAUUAGAUUAUCAUGGAUACCCAGAAAUUUUCUUGUGGAAUGAUGGAAAAAAAGUGUAUCGUAGUGGGCCAUGGAAUGGGCAAAGAUUCAGUGGAGUACCAGAAAUGAAGCCUAAUAACUUUCUGAGCUUUAGCUUCAUCACAAAUCAAGAUGAGGUAUUUUACUCAUUUCAUAUAUCCACAAAGUCUUUGUAUUCAAGAGUGACUGUUACUUCAUCUGGGCAGCUCCAAAGAUACACAUGGAUUCCUGACAGGCAAAUCUGGAAUUCUUUCUGGUAUGCACCAAAAGACCAAUGUGACAAUUUCAUGGAGUGUGGUCCAUAUGGAAUUUGUGAUUCAAAUGCCUCCCCUGUUUGCAAAUGCAUGAGAGGGUUCCAGCCCAAUAACCCACAAGCAUGGAAUUUCAGAGAUGGGUCCGAUGGGUGUGUAAGGAAAACAGAUCUUCAAUGCAUGAGUGAUAAAUUCUUGCACUUGAAGAACAUGAAAUUGCCAGAAAGCUCAACCACUUUUGUGGAAGAUAACAUGAGUCUUAAGGAUUGUGAAUUGUUAUGUUUGAAGAAUUGUUCUUGCACUGCUUAUGCCAAUUCAAAUAUCAGCAAUGGAGGCAUGGGGUGUGUAAUUUGGGUUGAUGAGCUCUCAGAUACGAGACAAUAUGCUGAAGGUGGUCAAGAUCUCUAUGUCAGAUUGGCUGCUUCUGAUAUAGGUGAUGGUAGGAGUGUAGGUACUCUUAUUAUUGGCAUUGCAGUAGGCGUCGCCGUUUUGCUACUAGUACUGGGGUGCUGCUGUUUUAUAUGCAGGAGAAAGAAGUUGCUCAGUGUAUGUAAAGAGGAAAAAGCUAUUCAAGAAAGAAGCCAAGACUUAUUGUUGAAUGAGGUGGUUAUCUCAAGCAAGAGAGACUACUCUGGUGAAAAGGACAAAGAUGAGCUUGAAUUGCCAUUGUUUGAUUUUGGUACCAUUUCAACAGUUACCCAUAACUUCGCUGAUGAAAAUAUGCUAGGACAAGGAGGUUUUGGAUGUGUUUACAAGGGUAGGCUAGUAGAAGGCCAAGAAGUAGCUGUAAAGAGGCUGUCAAAAACCUCCGUACAAGGAAUAGAAGAAUUCAAGAAUGAGAUUAGGUUAAUAGCAAGGCUUCAACACAGGAAUCUUGUUCGACUGCUCGGUUGCUGCAUCGAAAAGGAUGAGAAGAUCCUCAUUUAUGAGUACAUGGAAAACAAAAGCUUGGAUUCUGUUUUAUUCAAUAAAGCAAAAAGCUCCUUACUAAAUUGGCCAAGGCGUUUCAAUAUUGUUUGUGGGAUUGCUAGAGGACUUCUAUACUUGCACCAGGAUUCCAGAUUUAGAAUUAUCCAUAGGGAUCUCAAAGCAAGCAACAUUCUACUAGAUGGAGAAUGGAAUCCGAAAAUAUCAGACUUCGGCAUGGCUAGAAUAUUUGGUGGAGAUCAAACAGAAGCAAGUACCAGGAGAGUAGUGGGAACAUAUGGUUACAUGUCUCCUGAGUACGCAAUGGAUGGGCUUUUCUCGGUGAAAUCAGAUGUUUUUAGUUUUGGUGUCCUGGUUUUGGAGAUUGUAAGUGGUAAUAAGAACAGGGGAUUUUAUCAUUCAAACAGUGAGCUCAACUUACUUGGACAUGCAUGGAGAAUAUGGAAAGAAGGAAAGGGACUGGACUUGUUAGAUACAUUGGUUGGCAAUUCAUUUUCGUCAAGUGAAGUUCUAAGAUGCAUACAGGUAGGCCUUCUAUGCGUCCAGGAACGUGCAGAAGAUAGGCCAACAAUGGCAUCUGUGGUUUUGAUGUUGAGCAGUGAAACUUCAACAAUGCCACAGCCUAAAACUCCUGGGUAUUGCCUGGGAAGAAAUCCUUUCGAAACUGAUUCUUCUUCAGGAAAAAAUGAUGAAUCGUUUACAGUAAACCAAGUGACUGUUACAAUGUUAGAUGCAAGGUAAAGCAAGAUUAGAGACCUCAUCCAGCUAGCACACAAAUAUUAAUUGUAUAUCUCUUCAAUUUUUGAAAAUUUGUGUUGUAUAUCUUGUUUUAUUGAUUUUAUUGUAGCGUUUCUUUGAGUUUCUGUUAGUCUUCUUUGUGUUGGCAUGAACACAAAUCCAUGUUUAUGUGUAUACAAAUAUAAGCUAGCUUGGAAGAAUGUUGCAGAAAAUGUAUAAAAGAAAUUGAAACUCUCA
Molecule: messenger RNA, 3121 nt
Organism: Manihot esculenta (cassava)
Lineage: Eukaryota; Viridiplantae; Streptophyta; Magnoliopsida; Malpighiales; Euphorbiaceae
Product: receptor-like serine/threonine-protein kinase SD1-8
Exons: 7
Coding region: 224-2887 (887 amino acids)
Biological process (GO): protein phosphorylation; recognition of pollen
Molecular function (GO): ATP binding; protein serine/threonine kinase activity
Source: RefSeq, a predicted model, not a curated record